Molecule: messenger RNA, 1701 nt
Organism: Penicillium soppii
Lineage: Eukaryota; Fungi; Ascomycota; Eurotiomycetes; Eurotiales; Aspergillaceae
Product: putative MFS transporter
Exons: 6
Coding region: 1-1701 (566 amino acids)
Biological process (GO): transmembrane transport
Cellular component (GO): membrane
Molecular function (GO): transmembrane transporter activity
Source: RefSeq, a predicted model, not a curated record
AUGGCGACGGUAUACACCCUAAAGAAAGGCCCACAGGAGACGAUCAAGUCCGAUCUGGACGCGACAGACUCCUCUACAAGCUUUGACACCCCACCCCUAGGCGAGCACCAAGAGGAGCGUCGGUUCUGGUUCCAGAGAGGAAAGAGCUACAAUCCAGAAGCAAUUGCUACAUUGCCAUCAGUCUUUGAUAACCCCGAUUCUGCGAAAGAAUACCAGCCCCGAGCUGACUGGGAGAAUAUUCAUCGAUUUGACCCGUCGGCUCGGUGGACAUGGGGCGAGGAAUAUAAACUAGUUCGCAAGAUUGAUCUGCGCAUCAUGGUCUUUGCUUGCGUUAUGUUUAUGGCUUUGGAGUUGGAUCGGUCGAACCUGGCUCAGGCUCUAACGGACAAUAUGCUUCCUGAAUUGAAAAUGAGCACAAAUGACUAUAACCUCGGAAACACCGUUUUCAAGCUCUCAUUCCUCUGCGCGGAACUUCCCUCUCAGCUUGUUAGUAAAUGGGUUGGACCUGAUCGUUGGAUUCCCACUCAAAUGGUUCUCUGGUCUGCAGUCGCGAUGGGACAAUAUGCGCUCAAUGGGCGAACAUCGUUCCUUGUAUGCCGGGCUCUUCUGGGUAUUAUACAAGGUGGAUUUAUUCCCGAUGUAAUUUUAUAUCUUUCAUACUUCUACAAGCACCACGAGCUUUCGUUGCGCCUGGGUUUCUUCUGGACUGCUAUGAACAUUGCAGAUAUCCUUGCUGGUUUCUUGGCUUUUGGGCUGCUGCAUCUUCGUGGUGUGCAGGGCCAGUCAGGAUGGCGCUGGCUAUUUUUGCUGGAGGGCCUUCUUACUCUUCUGGUCGGUCUCUCUGCCUUCGUUCUUAUGCCUCCCGGGCCUUGUCAGACAGCCAACUGGGCAAGAGGCAAGUCCGGUUGGUUCACUGCGCGAGAGGAAACUAUCAUUGUCAACCGAGUCAUUCGGGACGAUCCUAGUAAAGGAACCAUGCACAACCGAGAACCCAUCACGCCCAAGCUUCUUUGGAAAAGCCUUAAAGAUUACGACCUAUGGCCGAUCUAUAUAAUUGGACUCACUUUCCAGACUCCCAUGACGACCCCAAAGCAAUACCUCACUCUCACUUUGAAGGGUCUCGGAUUUAACACCUUCGUGGUUAAUCUUUUGACGAUUCCCUCGGAAGCCUUGUCUAUAGUUUUCAUUCUAACCCUCACAUAUGCCUCCGAGAUCACUAAUCAGUUGACUUUGGUAUCUAUGCUGGGCCAAAUCUGGACUCUUCCAUUCGUCAUUUAUCUAUAUAUGGUCGACAUCAGCACGGCAAAUAAGUGGUCCGUGUGGGUGGUGAUGACAUUGCUGCUGGCAUAUCCGAAUGCGCACGCCAUCCAAGUGAAUUGGAAUUCACGAAACUCAAAUGCAGUUCGAUCUCGCACAGUCUCAGCCGCCAUGUACAACAUGUGUGUCCAGUCUUCGGGAAUUAUUGCAUCCAACAUCUAUCGCGCUGAUGAUGCGCCUCUAUACAAAAGGGGAAAUCGUGUGCUGAUUGGGCUGGUUGUCUCAAACAUUUUCAUUUACCUAUUAACCAAAGUUUACUAUGUGUGGCGCAAUAAAAGCCGGGACACGAAAUGGAAUGCUAUGUCGGACAAUGAGAGGUUGCAUUACUUGGCAACUACCACAGAUGAAGGCAAUAAGCGCUUGGACUUCCGAUUUGCUCACUGA